AUGAAGCUGGAAGUGUUCUCGCAGCACUAUGAGGACAAGCUGAGCACCGGCAGCGACCAGGAAGGCAGCGGCUCGCUCUCCCCCGCUCCGGCGGAGAGCGAGCUGGGCUCGGACGGUGACUGCGCGGCCAACAGCCCGGGCGGCGGGGCCGGGCGGCCGGGGCAUCCCCCGCCGCCGCCCCCCACGCCGCAGCCCCCGCCGCCGCCGCCUGCCGAGAGCGCCAAGGGGAAACCCUACACGCGGCGCCCGAAACCGCCCUACUCCUACAUCGCGCUCAUCGCCAUGGCCAUCCGCGACUCGGCCGGCGGCCGCCUGACCCUGGCCGAGAUCAAUGACUACCUGAUGAGCCGCUUCCCCUUCUUCCGCGGCGCCUACACCGGCUGGCGCAACUCGGUGCGCCACAACCUCUCCCUCAACGACUGCUUCGUCAAGGUGCUGCGCGACCCGGCGCGGCCCUGGGGCAAGGACAACUACUGGAUGCUGAACCCCAGCAGCGAGUACACCUUCGCCGACGGCGUCUUCCGCCGCCGCCGCAAGCGCCUCAGCCGCGCCGCCCCGCCGCCGCAGCCCGCCCGCCCCGCCGCCGGCGUCCCGCCGCAAGUGCCGCAGGAGGCGGCCGGAGCGGGCGCCGCGUCCCCCGGCGCUUCCCCGCGGUGCUGCUGCGCCUCCUCGCCCUGUCACUGCGCGCCGGGAGCCAAGGAGGCAGCGGCGGGGGGCGGCGGGGCGAGGCCGGCGGGCGGCGGCGCUGCCAAGUUCUCCAGCUCCUUCGCCAUCGAGAGCCUCCUGCAGCGGCCGGCAGGACCCCGCGCCGCCCCGCAGCCGUCGCCGACCCCGCACGGCCGCCUCCUGUGGCCGGCACCGCCCGCGGCCCCGCACCUGCUGCCCGGGCCGUACCCGCUGCUGCCCUACCCACCUGCCGCGCAGCCCCCGCCCGCCGCCGCCCUCUACGGCGGGGGCCUCCUGCAGCUCUGCGCCUACGGGCUGGGAGAGCCCUCGCCGCCGCCGCUGCUGCUGGGGGGCGGGCGGCCCGCGCUGGCCCCGGGGGAGGCGGUGUCGCUGGCGGAGCGGCCGCGGGCGCCGCUGUUCCACGGCGGAAUCCCCAAGGGCGGGCGGGGGCCGCCGCCCGGCUCCCCGCUGUACGCGCCCCUCCGGCUGGCCGGGCCGCUGCCGCCGGCGGCGGGGGGCUCGGCCCCGUUCCAGCCGUACGCCGUGGAGACCCCGCUGGCUUAA
Agelaius phoeniceus (red-winged blackbird) is the source of this 1230-nucleotide messenger RNA. It is a transcript of the gene FOXQ1, whose product is annotated as forkhead box Q1. Lineage: Eukaryota; Metazoa; Chordata; Aves; Passeriformes; Icteridae. The record is from RefSeq and is a predicted model, not a curated record. Gene Ontology annotation, biological process: anatomical structure morphogenesis; cell differentiation; regulation of transcription by RNA polymerase II. Gene Ontology annotation, molecular function: RNA polymerase II cis-regulatory region sequence-specific DNA binding; DNA-binding transcription factor activity, RNA polymerase II-specific.